UAAAGGGUCAAAUUUGAAAAAAUUCAAAAAUAAUUAAUUCGAAUUUUGCAGUUGAUUGUAAUACACUUAUUUGGAAAACUUGAACGUGAUGGGUUGGAAACUAUUAGUUCUAACGUCAGUAAUAUCAACAUUAGCUUGGGAGGGUCCUACUAAAUCUUUAUCAAACGUGCUCUUGAAAAAACGUAACGCUCUAUCAUUCUUAAGAAACAAACGAGCUAGUCCCUCAGAUCAAAUAAGAAGUGAGUGCUGCGGUAAAACCAGAUGUGAUUUUGAAGAGAGGGCGGAAAUUUCUGAAGUUGUUGGUUGGAGUGGAGUUAAUGCUGCUAUCUGUGAAGUUUCAAUUAGAGAAAAUCACGUGUGUACAUGCAAACCUAGAAGCGGUAGUUAUACUUAUGAGUGUGGUGGUGAUUUAAGCACUUGUCCGAACCCAUGUAAAGAAUUUCAAUGCAAUAACGGAAGAGCCUGUGCAUUACACUCCCAAACAUGUGACUCUGACAAUAAUUGCGGAAAUUGGCGAGAUGAAAUUGGUUGUAAAACAAAAUACUCUGAAGAUCAAAUCAAAAAUAACAUGAAACUAAAAUAUGGAAACCAAUAUAACAGAAAUUACGGAACUGUAGAAAUAUUUAAUCGUCCGAUAUGCGAUAAUUACUGGACAAACCAAAACGCACAAGUUGUCUGCAGAAGCCUUAAUUUUCCGUCUGGUACACUCGCAAUAGGUUGGGGAAAUGAGCAAGUUUCAACAAAUUAUUUUAUGAAUAACGUUACUUGUACCGGAGGAGAAUUCAGUCUUAAACAUUGCAACCAUAUUACACACCACAAUUGUGGUCCAUCUAAGGGGGCAGCUGUUAUUUGCUUGGAGCCAAAUUCAUUAAACUUAAUACCUUUUAAAAGAAUAUCUCUUCACAUUUUAAUUUUAAAAUAUGAAGGCAUGGUCUAUUUUGAUAACAUUCCCAUGUGCGCCGAUGGAUGGAAUUUUCAGGCAGCUCAGGUAGUUUGUAACCAUCUCUAUGGAGCCGAAUUCAAAAUGCCUGUCCCAGUUUACGACUACCAAAAAAAUGUUGGGCUGAAAUCAGCUCCUUUUUUUUUGACAUCAGCUGUUUGUAGCGGACAAGAGAGUUUGUUGACACAAUGUCAGUUAAGAGUUUCUGAAUCAUGCUCAACACACGUUGCAAGUGUUCAGUGCGCUCGAUGUUCACCGUUUAAACUAAUGGAUAUUGUAAAAAAUAUAAAAGUUGACGGCUCAAUCGUUGAAGUUUACCAAUCAGUGGAGGAUGCAAUUGGUGAACUCAACAGAGAGUGUCGAAAUUGGAAUUGCAGUAUUCCUAAUCCAGUUUAUCCAGAGUUUUGUAAAGUUCAAGCAUUUUUGAACAAUAUAAAACAUUUUACGAAAUCAGAAAUGAAAAACAAUAUUAUCUUGUAUACUGACAUUAACCACUUAGGACUUCUUAAUUAUAACUUUCUUAGGGGAAGCUUUGAAAAUAUACGAAAUGAUAUUGAUACUUUAGGUCAAACUUUCUCCACUCAGUUAGGAGAAUACUUCAGCAGACUUGCUCGUUUUGACGAGCAGACUGCAAAAUCAGAUAAAGAAAACGCGAUGAAAAUUUGGUUUGAAUCAAAAUCUCGAUGUGAAAGUGAGUCCUUAAAACUCUCAGAUCAAUUAAGUUCCAUAAUAAAAUUUGCAUUUGGUGUUUCAGCAAGUGAUUUGGUUUCUAAAUAUUACACUCUUGCUCUACGUAUAGCGGGAACCCUUAAUCCUAUAAAAUGGUUAACUGGAAGUGAAUCAUCGGCAGUUGACAUAAAAGAAGCUCUGAGUGAGGUGGCAAAACAAGCAGUGCUUAUUAAACAAGUAGAAUACCUUAACUCAAACUUUAUUCCAAAGUUAGAAAAAAUUGUAAAACAAAUCUCUGUCAAAGUGAACAAUAAUAAAGACACUUUUGAAACUAUUAGACAAUUUAUUGAAAAAAUUGAGAAAAAUAGUGAAAUUACGAAUGAGCAACUCAUUAAAUUUUCCGAACACGCAGAUAAAUAUUUACCAGCAAUUACUCAAAGUGAUAUUAGUGAAUUUGGCGCUAUUUUAAACCAAAUGAUUGGAAAGUUUUGUGAAGUAAUUGAAAACCCUGAUACUGAACUAGGAACCGUUCCAGCUGGUAUUGCGGUGCAUCGAGGAUUAUGUCCCAAUGCUAAGGUGACUGCUCCAGUAUUGAUAUCUUUGUAUCAGGAAGUAAUAACUCAAGAAGUAACAAUAAUGGAGAGCUUUUCUAAAUUUGUAAGAGCUACAAUUGCUAAAGAUGCAGCAAACAAGCUUUCCACUUCGAUAAAAGGUUCGUCUAGUAAUCAGCUUUAUAAAUUUCUUACCAAAUAUGAAGCUCUUCAUCUUAUUAGGUAUCAUAAAAUAAUACUUAUUAGAAAUGCAUGUAACUACUUGACAUACAUGAACCAUGGCGUCGAAAAGCCCGUGUGCACAGAUUUACUUGAAAAUCCGAGUGGUGAUCCAGGAAUUUUGAUUAAUACUGUUCCAACUGCUAUGUGUCAAUGUCAAAACUGUUUUACCAAAAACGGCGAAUUUUUGAUCCCAGCAACUAUGACUGGUGAAAAUAAUACUAUUGAUCUUUCAACUUUAUACAAUGCAGAUGCAAAGUUUACAAAAGGGUUUGCAUAUUUAAAUAUUCCAAAUAAAGAUUGGCUUGUGGAAAACAAAUGGAUUUCUGAACAUGAGCAAGGUCCAUUCUUUUUAAAGAAGCUAAAUAUACAUCUUCCUCCUGCUCUCAAUUUUUCUCACGAAGUUAUUAUAAAGCUAACUUUAUUGGAUAAUCAAUUGCAAGGAAAAUCAUACAUGUUUGAAGGUGGUCUUAUAGUAAAAAACCAGUAUACAGAAAACCAGUCCAAAUGUUCCCAACUCAAUCCGUACGCAAUUAAAUCUUGUAAUAAAAAAGUCGGAACUUUUUGCUUAGAUGUAGAUGGUAAAAUAAACGGCGAAUUACUUCCUCGAUUAGAUGGUUCAAAAUGGCGCGUAGAACUUCGCUCAAAUCAAAUUUUACCUAAAAUUUUCUCCGAAACUAAGUUGUUUCUUCGUACAUCAGCAGAGUUUUGCUUUCAAACUAAAUUGCAUAGCAAACCAAUGUUUAGUCUUGACAAAAGUAUUGACCGAAGAAACGUUGAACGUUGUUGCAAUGAAUAUGGAAUGUUUAUAGAUCAAAUAGUACUAAAAAAGUCUCCACUCUUAAGUCCUUGUCAAGCUUGUCCUCAAGGAUCCACACCACGACUUAGUGGUUAUUUUUGCGAAAAAUGUCCAGCUGGAUAUGAACCUAAUAAUUCCAAAAGUUUUGGUUGUACUCCAUGUCCUAAGAACAAAUUUAAAGCUCUCGCUGGUCAGCAUGCUUGUGAUAAUUGUUUAGAUGGUAAAACAUCCUCUGAGGGAGCAUUGUACUGUCUUUGAAAAAUUGGUUAGUUUUCUGGAUUAUUUUGUCAACUAAUUGCAUGUUUAGAUUUUGUUAUUUUAGCAUAUUAUGCUUAAAAAAUUCAUAUAUCCUAUUAGUGUUUAAAAAAUUCAUAUAUCCUAUAAAGAGUAAUUUACUUUAUAUAAAUAUAUAAAGUUUAUAUGAAGUAAAUAUAUAUAGUUAUAGUUGUCAUUCUAUGUUUUUUUUUGUUUUUUUGCUUGCUCUUACCAAUAUAUACAAUUUUUUUAUUUUGGUUUUUUAAAUAUUCUUUUUUCAUUUGAAUUCAUGUUUUUUUUUUUUAUUUCUAAUGCUUUUUUUAACUUCAUUUACAAUAACAGGGAAGAGUUUAAAAUGUUGAUGUUUUUAUCAUUAAAUGGUUUUUUUAUCAUUGUAUAUUUGUUUGAAAAAAAUGAAUUCUGACUGUA
This is a messenger RNA of Hydra vulgaris (swiftwater hydra), 3862 nucleotides long. RefSeq lists its product as uncharacterized. The record is from RefSeq and is a predicted model, not a curated record. NCBI's taxonomy places the organism in Eukaryota, Metazoa, Cnidaria, Hydrozoa, Anthoathecata, Hydridae. Gene Ontology annotation, cellular component: membrane. Gene Ontology annotation, molecular function: protein binding.